GUUGCCGUAUAGUUGCUGGGAGGAGGCGGGAGGUGGAGCCGCUGGGGCUAAGAUCAUGCCAGGCAGCGAGAGGUAUUCUGGGCAGCAGAGGCCGCUAGGCUUGGGAUGAAAGAAGCAGGGCAGAUGCAAAAUCUGGAGAGCGCGGGGGCCGGGCGGUCAGUCAGCACCCAGACUGGCAGCAUGACUGGUCAAAUACCAAGGCUUUCUAAAGUCAACCUUUUCACUCUGCUCAGUCUCUGGAUGGAGCUCUUCCCAGCAGUAAAAGCCCAAAGACAAAAAUCUCAGGAAAAGGAAGAGGGAAAGCAUGGACCCUUAGGAGAUAAUGAAGAGAUGGCCAGGACAUCUACUGACAAAAAACAGGUGAAGAGAACUGGUCUUGUGGUGGUGAAAAACACGAAAAUUGUUGGUCUCCACUGUUCUAGUGAAGAUUUACAUGCUGGAAAAAUUGCUCUUAUAAAACAUGGGUCAAGGCUGAAAAACUGUGAUCUUUAUUUUUCCAGAAAACCAUGUUCUGCUUGUUUGAAAAUGAUUGUGAAUGCUGGAGUUAACCGAAUUUCAUACUGGCCUGCUGAUCCAGAAAUAAGUUUGCUUGCUGAGGCUUCUAGUUCUGAAGAUGCCAAGCUAGAUGCCAAAGCAGUGGAAAGAUUGAAGUCAAACAGUCGGGCCCAUGUGUGUGUGUUACUUCAGCCUUUGGUGUGUUAUAUGGUGCAGUUUGUAGAGGAGACCUCUUACAAAUGUGACUUUAUUCAAAAAAUUGCAAAAACAUUGCCGGAUGCUAACGUUGACUUUUAUUCUGAAUGUAAACAAGAAAGAAUAAAGGAAUAUGAAAUGUUAUUUUUGGUUUCAAAUGAAGAAAUGCAUAAGCAAAUACUGAUGACUAUAGGCUUGGAGAACCUAUGUGAAAAUCCAUACUUUAGCAAUCUAAGGCAAAACAUGAAAGACCUUAUCCUACUCUUGGCCACAGUAGCUUCCAGUGUGCCCAACUUUAAGCACUACGGAUUUUAUUGUGGUAAUACCGAACAGAUUAAUGAAAUUCACAAUCAAAGUUUGCCACAAGAAAUUGCAAGGCACUGCAUGGUUCAGGCCAGGUUAUUGGCAUAUCGAACUGAGGAUCAUAAAACUGGAGUUGGAGCAGUCAUCUGGGCAGAAGGAAAAUCUAGAAGUUGUGAUGGAACAGGCGCGAUGUACUUCAUAGGAUGCGGUUAUAAUGCUUUUCCUGUCGGAUCUGAGUAUGCUGACUUCCCACACAUGGAUGACAAGCAGAAAGACAGAGAAAUAAGGAAAUUCAGAUACAUUGUACAUGCGGAGCAGAAUGCCUUGACAUUUAGGUGUCAAGAAAUAAAACCAGAAGAAAGAACUAUGAUUUUUGUCACAAAGUGCCCAUGUGAUGAGUGUGUACCUUUAAUUAAAGGUGCAGGCAUAAAACAGAUCUAUGCCGGGGACGUAGAUGUUGGAAAAAAGAAGGCAGACAUCUCUUACAUGAGAUUUGGGGAACUUGAGGGUGUUAGCAAAUUUACAUGGCAGCUGAAUCCAUCGGGAACUUGUGUUCAUGAACAUAAUGAGCCUGAAAGCAAAGAGAAUGGUGUGUUGAGACCCUUACCUUCGGGUGAAGAACAGCACCAAAACAAAAAGCUGUGUCUUGGAAACCACUAAGAAGUCCUGUCUAAACUGGAGUGAGGCCUCGAGAAUUUGCAUUGCACUUUUAAAAUUCAACCUUGUUAACUCAGAAAAUAAGGGUGGAUUUUGUGAAUAACUGAGAAAAAUUGUAAGGAAGAUAAGUUAUUACUACCAUAUGGAUGAUGUUAAUGAGAAUAUCUUUAGUUUAGAUUUGUGUGUUUUCCAGAAUAUGGUGGUGUGCUCUUUUAUUACAUUAAAUGAGGUAGCAAUGAUUUAAUGAGACAAAUUUAAUCACCUGUAGAGGUUAAUUUCUCCCUGUCUUAUCUUUAUAUUAGCCAGUUUUUUUAAAGGGUUUGGUUCACUGGAGGUCACAUCUCAGCAGAAACUUAUACACCUUUUAAAAAAUAUUAAUUCCUUCAGAUUAUAAAGGUGAUAAUUAGUAAACUGUUGCAGGGAAAUAAAUGAUAACCUGGCCAUUUUUCAGUCAGUAUAUGGCUCACCAAAAGCUCACAUUUUACAUCUAAAGCUUUUUAAUAAUCAGAAUUUAAUUAGGAUUGAAUCAUAAAAAAUGAAGUUGGCAUACCUGAUCCCCAUUAUAAAAGUAUAUUCCUAACAGCGUUAUUAAUUUGUUAAAAAAUCUUUCGAUAUAUAGAACUAACAGUGAUUUGUUGGACUAGGGUGUUAAAUCACUGAUUUGGGGUAGCAGUAGAAAGAGCAUAUUAUUCUGAGGCAGUAUUGCUGUUUGAUAUCACUGACUCUUGAAAUCACUAACAACACCAAAUUUGCUUAUGAUGUUAACAGUGAGGAAAUAUUUUAGUCUGGAAUAUUGAAACUACCCUUUGUCAAAUUCCGUUUAUAAAUGCUGCCCAUUUUCCCUUCGUACAGUUAACAGAGUGUCUCGCGGCUUGGAAGAUCUUUAAAAAUAUUCGUAAACCUUAAGAAUACUGAAAAUCUCAAGUAAACAUUAUGAUCAAUUCCUUUACAUUCCAAAUUGCUAUUUGUGAGACCUCUCGUUUUUAUUUCCAGAGAAACUUUCAGAGAGUUAGUCCAAAGGCAAAUCUGAUUAUCUCUAC
Messenger RNA from Zalophus californianus (California sea lion), 2690 nucleotides. RefSeq names its product cytidine and dCMP deaminase domain containing 1 (gene CDADC1). Gene Ontology annotation, cellular component: cytoplasm. Gene Ontology annotation, biological process: dTMP biosynthetic process; dUMP biosynthetic process. The record is from RefSeq and is a predicted model, not a curated record. The coding region runs from base 106 to 1653 and encodes 515 amino acids. Gene Ontology annotation, molecular function: dCMP deaminase activity; zinc ion binding. Lineage: Eukaryota; Metazoa; Chordata; Mammalia; Carnivora; Otariidae. The transcript has 10 exons.